CCAUUUUCUCUCCAGCCCAAACAACUAACAAAACCAAUAUUAGGCGGGACGGAAAAUUCCCGAAUUUUCGAGCUUCCAGUCUCUACUCGUUCUUCCAAAUUCCAGAACCUCACCGUCACCGGCGGUCAAUUUACCGGCGACCCAACAUCCAACCAUGGCGGAGCAAGACCCUUACGCCGCCUCUUCCGCCAACAUCUUCUCCCAUAAAAACUCCCGUCCAGCUGACGACACCGUAUUCUUCUCCAUAUACCCAGACUUUACCUUAAACCCCACUUCUCCUCCACCCACCAUAACUUCUCAACUCCAAUCCCUUCACCUCCAAAUCCUCCAAACUCUCUCCCCUUUCACUUCCAAUUACAUAUGGCAACACGAACCCUUCAACCUCACCCUUUCCCCCACCCCCAUCCCUCCCCAUCUCUCCGGCAAACUCCGGUACGGCGACAACCUCGAAGACGAAUGGUUCGUUGUAUUCCUCCUUUUCCAAACCUCAAAACACUUCCCUAAUGUGUCAAUUCGUGUUUGGGAUAGUGACGGCGAGUUCUUGUUGAUCGAAACAGCAUUUCAUCUCCCCCGCUGGGUUAACCCGGAUACAGCGACGAACCGGGUUUUUAUCCGAGGUGGGUUUCUUCAUAUUAUCCCUAAUUCGGUAAUACCCACAACCCCAUCAAUCCAUGAGGGGUUAAAUUUGUUAAGAAAUGAGAUUAGUACUAGAGCACCUGAAGGAGUGCAGAGUCAGUUAGAGAAUAGGUUGAAGGAGUAUCCGGAUAGAGCGGAGAAGAAUGUGCAUAAGGUUAGGGUUAGGGUUCCGGUGUCAGUUGCAAAAGUGUUAAAGCAUGAGCCUUGUUUGAUUUCCCUUGCGGUUGAAGGAUUUUACGAUAGGGAUAUUGAUACAAUGAAGUUCGCGGCGAAGAUGGAGAGGUUUUUGGGGAAUGGGGGUAGUGGGGAGGAGCUGGUUCGAGUUGUGGUUAGGAUGUCUAGGGCAAUGUAUGCACAGUUGGUGCAGCAGACAUUUCAGGCGCCGAAAUGUUAUCCGGCUUUGCCACCUAGGAGUGAUGUGGGUGCUUAUAUGGAAGCUGAGCUGGGAAUGAAGAUUGCUUGUGGAUUUGUGAUGAUUUAUCAGUUGAAAAAGAGGCAGGGUAUGGAGGGAAAAGGGAGUACUUGGGAUGCGUUUAGGCAGAGUCUAGAACGGAGUGGGUACUUUGAAGGGCUGUUGCCAGGAUCGAAUGAGUAUAAAAGAUUGAUGCAGAAUGCUGAGGAGUAUUACAAGAAUAGUUCACUGCAUGCGAGAGAAAGUGCUACACUAAGUGCUCCAGUGCGAAGAAUAGAUGAGAUCCUUGCCCUUCCUGAUUCUGCUGAUGACUUUAAGGAUCAGGAGCUACCGCCGUCUGAUGAUGAUUCAUGGCUUUAUGGUGGGGAGGAUGAGCUAACUACCGUUCUUCAAGAGAGGCAAAAGGAGAUGGAACUUUACAAUUCAAAAAGGAAACAGAAAUCAAAAGAGCAGGAUGGGCCCAGCAAUUAUUCUGAUAAUUUUGAUCUAAAAGAUAUAUCGAAGUCUAUGCAAGCAUUUGUCACAAAAGUGGCCAGUUAUGAAGGUGCAGAGGUUCCAGAAGACAGGAAUGUAAAGGAAGUGGACUUUGAUGUGGAUCUCUUUAUGAAAGACAUGGAAUCAUUUGUGAGGCGUCAGGGAAAUGAAGACACUGGCAGUGAUGUUGAUAUAGAAGAAGGGUCAUCAUUGGAUAUGGAGUUCGAUGAAUCUGAAGAUGAGAGUGAUAUUGCCGAGCCACAUGAUGAUAAUGAUGAGGGAGGUGCCGCUUUCAUGCAUUCGUAUUCGGACACUCUGAAUGAAGAACUGAAAGGCACCACUCUUAGUAAUACCUUUGUCCGUGCAAAUGGAGAGUCCAUAAAGAAAGAUGAGGGAACAUCUACUGCUACAGAAAACAUGGAAGAGGAUUUCACUCCGGUAGAUGUGGAUUUCAAUCUCGUAAAGAAUUUCCUCGAUUCGUUUUCUUCUCAAGAUGGACUUCCAGGACCUGCUUCUAACUUGCUUGGACUUAUGGGUCUACAGCUACCACCAGAUGCUAGCAAAGGGAAAUAACCAUAUUUUUGUUAAGCAGUUGAGACAAAAAUAUAUA
Messenger RNA from Solanum stenotomum, 2132 nucleotides. Its product is annotated as protein ecdysoneless homolog. Bases 155 to 2095 code for a protein of 646 amino acids. The record is from RefSeq and is a predicted model, not a curated record. Gene Ontology annotation, cellular component: nucleus. The transcript is spliced from 5 exons. Lineage: Eukaryota; Viridiplantae; Streptophyta; Magnoliopsida; Solanales; Solanaceae.